AGGGUCAAAAGCUGUGAUGAUGAAGUUUUGCAAUGGGUAUGGCAGCAGAAUCGCAGUUUCAUGUUUUAGCUGUUGAUGAUAGUUUAUUUGAUCGGAAACUUAUAGAGAGAUUGCUUCAAAAGUCUUCGUGUCAAGUAACUACUGUUGAUUCUGGCUCAAAGGCUUUGGAGUUUCUGGGUUUAAGACAAGGUAUUGAUAGUAACGACCCAAAUGCGCUUUCUACGGCUCCUGUUAAUCACCAGGUAGUUGAAGUGAAUCUUAUAAUUACAGAUUAUUGUAUGCCUGGCAUGACUGGUUAUGAUUUGCUCAAGAAAGUCAAGGAAUCAUCAGCUUUUAGAGACAUUCCAGUAGUUAUCAUGUCCUCUGAGAACGUUCCUGCAAGAAUCAGCAGAUGUUUAGAAGAAGGAGCUGAAGAGUUUUUCUUGAAACCAGUAAGAUUGGCUGAUCUUAACAAGUUGAAACCUCAUAUGAUGAAAACAAAGUUGAAGAACCAGAAGCUGGAGGAGAUUGAGAAAACUUCAAAUGUCGAAAAUGGAGUCCCCACUGCAGUAGUUGAACCAGAGAUUAAAGAUUCAACAAAAGUUGAAAUCGAAAUCUUGCCUCUGCAACAAGAUCUGCUAUUAGUACAACAAGAGGAGCAAACAUCGAGUACCAACAACAAGAGGAAGUCAGUGGAAGAAGGGAUUUCAACUGAUAGAGCACGACCUAGAUUUGACGGUAUCGCAACCGCUGUCUGAUCUACCGCUAUAAUGCUGCUUUUUCCGGUUUCUGAUUUAGAGUUUUGUAGAUUGUCGUAGGAAUGCUUCUACGGGUACAAUACAUGGUUUCAGUAGGGAACGCAGAGAGGGGGAUAUGAUGAUGAUGUAUGGGGAUAAUGUUUAUAAGUACAUCAGUAAAUCUUACAUGGUGAAUAAUCCAAUUCCCAGUUU
Messenger RNA from Arabidopsis arenosa, 929 nucleotides. The record is from the annotation of a GenBank genome assembly. NCBI's taxonomy places the organism in Eukaryota, Viridiplantae, Streptophyta, Magnoliopsida, Brassicales, Brassicaceae.